Messenger RNA from Arxiozyma heterogenica, 483 nucleotides. RefSeq names its product Rgi1p (gene RGI1). The coding region runs from base 1 to 483 and encodes 160 amino acids. NCBI's taxonomy places the organism in Eukaryota, Fungi, Ascomycota, Saccharomycetes, Saccharomycetales, Saccharomycetaceae. The transcript has a single exon. The record is from RefSeq and is a predicted model, not a curated record. Gene Ontology annotation, biological process: energy reserve metabolic process.
AUGACUAAAGCUUCCAAGAAAGAUAAGAAGCCAUCCUACACCACCACUACAACUAAGACAGGUGAACAAAUAAGAGUCUUUGAAGAUUUAGAGACCUUUGAAACUUUCAUUAAGAAUGAGACUGAAGAUGAUGAAUUUGAAAACUUGCAUUGUGUUUGUAAUUAUUAUCCACCAUUUGUUUUGCACGAGUCUCAUGAUGAUCCAGAAAAGGUAAAAGAUAGUGAGAAUUCUCAUAAUAAGAAGUUCGUUAGACAUCUACAUCAACACGUUGAAAGACAUCUUUUGAAAGAUAUCACCAAGAGUAUCGGUUUGCCUGAUAUGAAAUUCCAUGACAAGACGAAGGAUGAAAACUUUGAUCAUAUAACGUGGCACUAUGCUGAAGACACAAAAUACAACAAUAAACCUUUUAAAGUUAUUGUUGAGGUUACUUGUCAUCACGAUAAUGCCAUGGUUUCUGUUGAUUAUAAGACUAUGCCAUUGUAA